Microthlaspi erraticum is the source of this 207-nucleotide messenger RNA. The record is from the annotation of a GenBank genome assembly. NCBI's taxonomy places the organism in Eukaryota, Viridiplantae, Streptophyta, Magnoliopsida, Brassicales, Brassicaceae.
AUGGGAUCAUAUGCCAAGUAUCUUCUUCUUCAGCGGUUUGAUGCGAUCAUGGACAAGGAGGUUCAGGCCGAGCAGCUUGUAGCCGAGGAAGAAGAUGGAAUGGAGCAGCUCUUGGCCGAGGAAGGACUUGAAGCCGCGCAGCUUGUACCUGAGGAGAGUAUGGCCUUGCCAAGUGGCCCAAUCACCCGUUCACCAUUAAGGCACUAA